Messenger RNA from Nerophis ophidion (straightnose pipefish), 588 nucleotides. RefSeq names its product cytochrome b-c1 complex subunit 10-like. Gene Ontology annotation, biological process: mitochondrial electron transport, ubiquinol to cytochrome c. The transcript has 3 exons. NCBI's taxonomy places the organism in Eukaryota, Metazoa, Chordata, Actinopteri, Syngnathiformes, Syngnathidae. The record is from RefSeq and is a predicted model, not a curated record. The coding region runs from base 62 to 244 and encodes 60 amino acids. Gene Ontology annotation, cellular component: mitochondrial inner membrane.
GGGCAGCGCGGGGUCCUCAGCUACACUUGCAUGGAGGAGUAAACAAACGGUGAAGGUCAGAAUGUUCCAGAAAAUGCUCAAUAAGUUCGUCGGAGCCAAGAACAUUGGGAUUUUAAGAACGUGGGUACCAAACAUGGUCGCCUGGGGGUCAUUGGGCGGCGUGGCGCUUGUCCACUUCACAGACUGGCGAUUAUUCCUUGACUAUGUGCCAUACAUUAAGGGGAAGUUCAACAAGGAUGAGUGAAGUCUUUUUUUCCCCCAAUCAAUUAGUCUUAUGGCCUGAGGGAAGAAGCGUUUACAGAACCUGGAGGUUCUGCUACGGAAUCUCUUUCCGGAGUCCAGCAGUGAAACCAGUCCUUGGUGGGGGUGGGCGGAGUCUGCAGAUUUUCUGAGUCCUGGUCAGGCAGCGGCUUUUUGCGAUCUCCUUCAUAGGAGGAAGAGGAGUCCUGAUGAUUUUUUUCCCCCGUCCUCACCACUCUCUGCAGAUACUUCCAGUCUGAGGCACUGCAGGCUCCAGUCCAGACAGAGAUGCAGUGGGCUCUCUAUAGUGCUUUUGCAAACAAAAUAAAUAAACAUGUGAAUACCAAA